ACACACCCACGCGUUCUGGAUACGGGGGAGAAACGUCAUGAACGGAAAAAGGAAUGACGCAGCAAUUUGAGGCCAGAGGAAGGGCUGCUGCCCAGGAAGAAGAGUGCACCACAACACAAAGGUAUACAUACACACACACACACACACACACACAGAGUGCUGCUGGAUUCAGACUCAUGACUGUGGAGGAAUAACAGGAUCAGGUAUGAGAAUCAACAUUCUCAGUUUCUGUCUUUGGGAAUACUAAAAAUAGCACAUGGGUAUUGUGUGUGUGUGUGUGUGUAGAGAGAGAUUUGAGUUGACACUAGGAAUACAGAGCUGAUCAUGUGACAGUAUGUGUGUAAGAGCCCUUUUUAUGAAGGAUGGUAUAGGAGACUGGAGAAUGGUCCUUCAUUAUGUACAGGCGGCACUGCACACUGACUUGCACACUGUGUUUUUAAUGUGUAGUCAGAGAAGAAGCAGACAAGAGACGAUCAUGACCGGGACAACUGCACUGCAGAUGAUGGUGGUCCAUUCCAGCUGUAAUGGGAUGGUGGACAACUUGCACUCCCACGCCGUCCUUUCUCGGCUGAGUGAGCAGCGCUCACUUGGCCUGUUCUGUGAUGUUACCAUUGUUGUGGAGGACAUCAAAUUCCGUGCUCACAGAAAUGUCUUGGCUGCAACUAGUGGAUAUUUCCGUAACGCUUUCACAGCCUCUGAUACUUGCGGUUCCAGUCAGGUGCUGGAAAUUCCAGAUUUGAAGUCAGAAGUAUUUGCCAGCAUCCUUAAUUUCAUUUAUUCCUCCAAAGUGGAUUUAGCAAAUAAAGGGGACAAUAAGUCCUUAAUAGUUGCAGGGAAAAAAUUAGGGAUCCCCUUUCUGGAGAAGCUUCUUGAGAAUGAAAGACAAGACUCUGGAAUGGCACAAAGUCAAACCAUUGCUAAAUCAGAAAGUUCAUCUAAUCAGACAAAAAUGUCUAUUUGCUGCACUUUGAAAAAGGAGGCACCACGGAUUGAGGAGCAAGAGUGCUCCAAAGGUCCACGAAUAACUAAUGCUUUCUCCAUCACAGAAGUGCCAGAAGUUAACAACCCAUUUACUUCAGUGGACUUGCGUAGUAAUGGCCACCAAUCACCAGACAUGUCUCACCAACCACUAUCAGGAAUGCCAUCUGUCGAAAGUGAUUCUGUUGAUGCCGUAUUUGAACACUCAUAUGCCGUAAGCCAAGGCCUUCAAAUUUCGGAGUUAAAAGAGAAGGUACAACAAUAUGAUAAAGAGGUUAUAAAGCCUGUAGUGCUACCUUGCAAGACUCUGACUAACCAUAAGCUUGGUCCCAUUAAAAAGCGCCAUCGACUUUGCAAAGGUUUGGCACCCAUAUCCAGUGAAACUAGUGAACUCGUUCAGAGUCCUGUUAGCAGUUCUGUUGUACAAAACAGUCCCCCUGACUCCACAUCGACGCUGCAGUCUUCAAGCUCAAAUUCAGCCUUGUGUUCUGCCCCAGACUUGUUGCCCCCACCUGAGAUUUUGCCCCCACAGGAUGACGAUGAUCCACCUUCCUUAAUUCCUGAAGAUGUACCAACAUCUACAACUUACCGUUGCCAGCAAUGUCCUGAGGCCUUCAGCAGUUCAACACUCCUUGCUGUCCAUGUGCAAAGCCACAAGAGGAGAUUUGUCAGUCAUCUGUUUUGCAAGUACUGCUAUAAAAAGUUCAUUCACUUGAAACGAUUGCGCAAUCAUGAACAAGUGUGUGUGAAAGCUCUACCACAGCUGGAGCUGAAUGGCAAAGAGGCUUCAGCCAGUCUAGACGCAAGUAACACACCCAUGCUAGAUGAUGCGUCUUUCCCAAGUUCUGAUCUUCAAGAUCCUCCAGAACUUGAUAGUACGUUAUCAGGCUCCUUGGAAGCACUUCAAGAAGGAGUUACCAAAUCAAGCAGUCAGCGGGCUUAUAAAUGCAGUGUGUGCAAACGAGCCUAUGUAACUCUGUCUAGCUUAAAAAGACAUGAGAAUGUGCAUUCAUGGCAAAGAGCCUAUCCUUGUCACUACUGCAAUAAAGUUUUUGCUUUGGCAGAAUACCGUACCAAACAUGAGAUCUGGCACACAGGAGAGCGGCGCUAUCAGUGCAUCUUCUGCUUGGAGACCUUCUUGACUUACUACAUCUUAAAAAACCAUCAGAAGUCAUUCCAUGGCAUUGAUCCACGUCUGGCAGUGAAUAAAAAAUCUGCUAAUGGUGGUUUCAAGGGAAGUGUAUACCCCAUAAAACUCUACAGACUUUUACCAAUGAAGUUCAAGAAGAAAAGAUACAAGACUUACUCUGAAGUGAUGGGUAGCCAUGAGCAUUCUUUCACUGCCCCGCUAGAUGAUAACUCGCAAGCUGCUCCACUUAAAGGCACAGCUCCUAUUUGUAACCCAGAGAGCACCACUAGCGGUCAAUCAUUAUUCUCAAUGCCUGUGACCUUUAUGGCAACUCCAAAGAUGGUGGCUUCAGAAAUGCCUCACAUUACCUUUGAGAAGCCUUGUGACGAAAGUGUAGAAACUCCUUUGUCUUCUGAUAAGAAUUUGACUCAUAUUGAAAAGAGAGGCUUUAACCCCACUAAUAGUGGAUUGGCAAGCUUUCAGGCCACUGUGUCCCCUGUUUUUGGUUGUGGAUACACCCCGUCUUUGACAGAGGAAAACACAAGGCCAUCUACAAUAAUGAACAGAAAUGACUCGUCUUCCACACAAUGCAGUAGUAACACAAGCAGAGAUGUUCUGCCAUUCCUCAACAUACCACCUGUGUGCUCAUUUGAGGGACUGAGCAAGCUUAGUGAAUUAUCAGCAGCUGCACAAACUAUUGAAGUAAUGGCUAAUCAGCUGCUUCAGCCACAGCCAGAGACCCUGACGCAGAACCUUCGCCCUGAUGGAAAGACAGAAACAUACAUUGCCAAGCCUGCUUGUCCUGGUCCAUCAGUGAACAACCAAGUCUUGCCACUGUGCCAGAUAACUGUCAAAAUUGGCAAUGAGGCCAUUAUUCGUCGCAAGAUACAAGGUUCAAAGCUGUUCCCAAAGAGGAAAAAGAGAAGAAACUGGAAGCAAGAUAAUGAAAAAGGUAAUGCAGCAGAGGAUGAUAUAGGAUUACCAAACCUACGCUUACGGACAGAGGUUUCAAGCUCAGUCAGAGAAGAUGAACCAUACGAUGAUGUGAAUGAUCCUGAAAAUGACAAACUGUGGCGCCCUUAUUACACAUACAAACCUAAAAAGGGCAAAAGAUUCAGAUCCAAGCGGAAAAGGUUAAAGGCUUCUCAGUAUUAUACAAAGCCAUUGUCUCCUGAACCAGAUGAUGACUUCAUGGAAAUGGACUGUGGUCUUGAGAAAAGAGUCACAGAAGAGAGAGCCGAGCCAAAGAUGGAACUUAGAAGUCAUAGUCCAAAAGAGAAUUUUACCUGCCAUUUCUGUAGCACCUCCUUCGCAAGUUCAACCUCCCUCAGCAUGCAUAUCAUCGACUGCCAUCAGCCUCACUGCAAGACUUGUGGUAAGCAGUGUCCUCUUGAAGAGCUUCCCAAAACAGAUGUCCCAUUCACUGAGGACUUUGUCUGCCAACGUUGCACUGAGGAUGGCUUAUGCUUUAACCCAACAGUGACCCAUAGCUUGAGUAGUGAAAAACGCUACCGCUGCUCAUACUGCCCACAACGGUUCCUCUACCUUGCCACCAAAAAGAGCCAUGAAGCAAAACAUCUUGAGAGGUUCAGUAUGGAACAUAGUUGUCGGUACUGCCCUAAAGUGUGCAAGUCUGCAAUGCUGCUGAGCAUACAUGAGAACAAGCACUUCAAUAAGGUAAAAGAGACAGAAAACAGUGAGAUAAAGGCAAUCACAAGGUCAUACCUGCCAGCUUCAGACAGCAAAGAACAACCGAAAAUUGAACCUUGGGCAAGUCCUAAAAUCUGUUUACCACUCAGCCCUAAAACUGAGGAGGCACUGGAUAUGGAUGCUAAGGGAACUUAUCCCCAAAUCCCUCAAUGCCACAAAAAGACAUCCCUUUUGUUGUCCUAUAAAGGGGACAGGACUCCGUUUCAUCUCGAGAAACAGAUAAGAAAAUCUAAGAAGAAAAACUUUGUGGAUUUUUCUAAAGAUUCCACACUGGGAUUUGAGACUCAAGCACACAAGGGCCAUCUGCCUAAAAGUUUAAUAAAUAACCAACUCAACACAUCCAAUCUCUAUACAACGUGUCUGACAAGAGUGCCUGCCAUGAAGGGAGCUUCCUUGCAGUUGCCCAAGUCAGAAUGGCAUUUGUGUCAAGAGGAACCUGUUUUUUACACCCAUAACUGAUUCUGAAGGAAGGAAGUGCAGAAAAUGAUGUUACGCAGUAAACGUUAAUGAGCCCAGUAUGAAUAUGCACAUAUGAACCUGUGUAACACAUGAAAGUUGUUAUAGUCACUUUACAGUGGUGUAAAUAUAAAGUAUUUUUAUUUGUUUCCUGCAAAAUACUGUUGGUAGUUUUUUAUGUUUUUUUUUUCUAUGAGAGGAGAAUUUUAUUUUUGUAUGUUUUCAUUUGCCUCACUGGAUCAAGAGGAUGUGUCAUUACUUAGAUGCUUAAGAGAAGCAGGACUUAAUCAUGCUUUAAAGAUUAAAUUAAAAUGUUCAUCAUAUUCACAUUAUUUGUUACAUGCACUUGAGGGCGAUUCAUUAAUUUAUCAUUCAUUUUGAAAUACGCUUAAGUGAACUGGGCAAAUCAUUUGACAAGCAUGGAAAUUCUAGCAGGUAGAUGUCACCAUAACUGCUGUAACUGGCAAGUCAAAUAAAUUAAAAAUGUAGUUUAUUUUGUGUUUGAUUGAAUUAAAAAAAAAACUAGUUCAAAAGAAAUUGAAGCAGUAAAGCGAGUCAUAAUUGUGAAUCAAAUGAGUUGACUCUUGUAAUAUUCAAUGAAAUGUGUAAUUCUGUAAUGGUUGACAUUACAGUGACUGAUACAGUAUGUUCAUACAAAGUGUCUAUGGUGCCCUCUAUUGGCUAGUUAUAGUAAAAUUCUUAACCCUGCCCUGAGCCAUAUCAGUGAAUGGACCAAGCUACUUGUCAAGUUACUUGUCCAGUCGUUUAUUUUGCAGUUGUGUUCUGUAAGAUUUCCUGUCAUGUUUAUAUUUGUUCCAGUAUUUUUUGUUUGUGAUGAAUACAUUUUAAUGAAGUUAUAAACAUACCGAGUGAUAACUAAUACUAACGCACUUGAUUCAUGGGCACGUAGACACUUUCCCUUAUCUGGCAGACCUGCAUCAUUUAACAAUAUAUGGUAUAGGAUUGCCACAGUACCUAUGUAAACUGUAUGGUUAAAAAUGGAAAUUCUGUGCAGCUUCUCCUUUGUCAGUGGGUUACAGUGACAGCUGGUUAAUAACUUUCAGUGAAUGUUUCAUGAGUCAGUUUGUUUAAUCCGUUUGUUUCCAGUUAUUAACAUAGUAGACUGUUUUAUGGGUAUGUAAAAGUAUUCCAAGUACUCCAAGUUACUAUUAUGGGCUGGGUCACCUGAAAAUAAAAUUUUUCAAAAAUGGGCAACCUGCACAUGCCCAUUGAGGUUUUGAAAUUGUAUAUGAAUGAGAUGGAUCUCCUUUUAUUACAGUUGUUGACCAGGUUAUUACCUAUGUAACCUGUAACUUCUUAUUUAAUAACGUGCAUGUAUUACACCCAUGUGUAGAGGCUGCAGAAUAUGAUGUGUACUGUUCCUGAAUCUACUGCUCUGGCAGUACAAACGGAUUUUCAAUAAGACAUGGGUGAACACUGUAUUCAAGUGUAACCUUCAGCGGUAGUUCCAUCCCAUCAGUACAUACAUAUGAAUAUAUAUAUAUUUUUUUUUUUGGGGGGGGGGGGGGGGUGUUAUUUUUAUUUUAGAGCUAUUGGCUAUGUUGGUGUUCUUCCCCAUUUCACCUUCUCUCCUGCUCAAAAUGCAUGCUUUUAGAGUUAGUCUUGAGACAUUAGACAUAACAGCAUAAGAUACAUCCUCACUGUGCUGGCGUGCUCAGGUUUAACGUUCUCAGAUUGGUUUUGCAUUUUCACAUGGGCAGAUAUUUUCAAAAACUCCUGUGGAAGGAUUUUUUUUAAACCUGAUGGUGUCUGCGCAGGCUUGGUUUUUUUUUUCCCUCCACAGAAAUGACUAAGUUAGAUCAGACUAAUCAAAACUCAUGUACUUCACCUUGACAUAGACACAGCUUGCACGCCGCCAACAUGUUUGUAGCAUUUAUUAGCUCAGUUCACAAUUGCUACUCUUGUCUGAAAUUUGAGUUGAAGAUUUUUUAAAAAGUGUUUAUUUCCAGUUAUCACUGUAAAAUAUUUAGCCACUAUGACAAUUCUUCUAUCUUUCCAUCUCUUCUUAAUAACAGCAAUGUCACUGAUGUCAGUAGGACCAAUAUUAUAAUUGUUCACACAAAUGCUCCUAUGAAGGAUGCGCAAUAAAUAUUAUUAAUUGCAAUAAA
Neoarius graeffei (lesser salmon catfish) is the source of this 6402-nucleotide messenger RNA. RefSeq names its product zinc finger and BTB domain containing 38 (gene zbtb38). Lineage: Eukaryota; Metazoa; Chordata; Actinopteri; Siluriformes; Ariidae. The record is from RefSeq and is a predicted model, not a curated record. Gene Ontology annotation, molecular function: protein binding. Gene Ontology annotation, biological process: negative regulation of transcription by RNA polymerase II; regulation of cytokine production; regulation of immune system process.